Molecule: messenger RNA, 2225 nt
Organism: Nicotiana attenuata
Lineage: Eukaryota; Viridiplantae; Streptophyta; Magnoliopsida; Solanales; Solanaceae
Product: transcription factor bHLH130-like
Exons: 6
Coding region: 600-1844 (414 amino acids)
Biological process (GO): regulation of transcription by RNA polymerase II
Cellular component (GO): nucleus
Molecular function (GO): RNA polymerase II cis-regulatory region sequence-specific DNA binding; protein dimerization activity; DNA-binding transcription factor activity, RNA polymerase II-specific
Source: RefSeq, a predicted model, not a curated record
CCACCCCCGUUUACAUCCACCUCUAAUACUCUCCUAUCUACUGCCACCACCUCAUCACCACCAUCUCCGCCGCUGUCUCUCCAUUUCUUCAGUGUGUGUCUGUGUGUUUUUGUCUUUCUUUCCUUUUAGACUCUGUUUGUGUUGUGUACUGUUUUAAAAACUUACUCUCUUUAUUUUUAAUCUUAUCCAUUUCUUCUAUAGCUUAGCUUACUCUAAAAUAACUCUUACACAAAAAUUCUAUAUCUUCACAAAUUUUCUUACUAUUUAAAGUCAUUCCCUUUUCAUUUUUUCUUUUUCUGUUUUUGUAAACGUGAAUUAUCUUGAAUUUUAGCUUCAUACUUAAUGGGUUUUUUUUCCCUUCUCUACUAGUAGGAUUUAUGUGAAAAUCUUUAAUUUUUAAGUUUCUAUUUUUGAGUUUCUCUGAAUUUUAUCAACAGUUUUAGCUCUUUAAAUUAGCUCUAAGUAAGUUUCUUUGAGUGAACUAAGAGCUGAUGUAAGUAUAAUAUAGUGUUUUCUUGUUUUAUUUUUCUUCCUUUUUUGUGGUAUUUUAAUGUGUAGAAAAUUAGGGAAAGACCAUUUUAAAAAAAAAAAGAAUUAAAAUGGAUCAUAGUAGAUUUCAGCAGCAACCAGUAAAUUCAGGUUUAACUAGGUAUAAAUCUGCACCAAGUUCUUAUUUUUCUAGCUUAUUAAGUAGUACUCCUAGUAGUGAUGGUGGUACUAGUAUUACUAGUGGAGGUUGUGGUUAUACAAGAGAUGAUUUUUCUCAAUUAAAAAACUCUCGUGGUUCGAAUAGUAGUGAUAUAGAACAAGUUUUCGCGAAAUUUGUAGCUAGUAUUGGUAAUCAGGGCUCGAAUUCGGGUGAUUUUAGUAGUACUCAACAAAUUCAGGACAAUCCUAUGAGUAAUAUGAAUGUGAGAUCAGAUUUUAUUGUGAAACAAGAACCUGAAAUGAAUUACCAAAACUUAGCUCCACAACAUAUUGACAAUUCGAAGGCGGCCACUUCAUUGGAGGCUGUAGAUAAUUCAUUUACAUUCAUGACUUCAGUGAAUUCGACUCGUGUUUCACCUGUGAAUAUAGGUGGUAGAGUUGGUGCUGGAGCUGGUGGUGGUAAUACGAAUCUUACUCGUUAUAACAGUUCGCCUGCUGGAUUCUUUGACUUGAUCAGUAUUGAAAAUGAAUAUGGUGCUAUGCGAGGCGUAGGGAGUUAUGGAACUGGUGCUAAUGCUACAACAGAAACUUCAUUGUCGACUCCGAAGAGAUUCAAGACUCAAGUGGGAAUCUCAUCGGGGAAACCUCCUGCUUCUCCAGGGCUAAUGACUCCAAUCUCUGAAAUUGGAGAUAAAGUCGUGGAAGAAAAGAGUAUAGGCGAUGAACAUAAGAACGAUGAGAGUUGCAUCACGGAUUUCCCUAUUCCUUCUUGGGAAGAUUCACACAUUUUGUCCGACGAUUUCCUCAAAGCUGAAGACAUUGAGAUUGAGCCAUUCUCUAAUGUAAAUGCAUCCGAUAAUCAGAAUAGUGAAGGUCUAUCUCGUCUGCCAAUUCCAUUAUCUCAUCAUUUGAGUUUGCCCACAAGUACACUGGAGAAACUCUUGCAAGAUUCAACACCCUUAAAUGUCAGAGCAAAGAGAGGUUGCGCCACUCACCCUCGUAGCAUCGCAGAAAGGGUGAGAAGAACAAAAAUAAGCGAUAGAAUGAGGAGGCUGCAAGAUCUUGUUCCUAACAUGGACAAGCAAACAAAUACAGCAGAUAUGUUGGAUUUUGCUGUAGAUUACAUUAAAGAGCUGGAGAAACAAGUCAAGAUACUAGCAGAAAAGCGCGCGAAAUGUACAUGCACAAAUAAGUAAAAGAGCCACAUAUCAAAAGUUGAGGGCAGGACAAGCUUUUAUACUUUAAAGGAGGAUGAAAAGGAAUUGACAAUGGAAAUAGCAAGCAGAAGUGGAUUCCCUUUGGCACUUGAAGAAGAAAAUGGGGUUGGCAUUUUGGUGGGUAAAAAGAUAGAAGCAAAGUAUUUGAUGUAACAUAAUAAACUCCUUUCAUCAAAGAAGUGUCCGGGUUAGUUUGCGUCGCACCUUGACUAUUUCACCGGAUAUUUGCCAUCUUCUAUUGUAUAGGUUGUGGAAUACUUGCUACUGCUAUCAAUAUUAAUAUCGAGUAGCUCCGUCCAUCGAACGACGUGAUGUAAUAUAAUAAAUUAAUUGUACAUAUACUUCCUCCAUCUUAAAUUA